Toxorhynchites rutilus septentrionalis is the source of this 1836-nucleotide messenger RNA. RefSeq names its product protein jagunal (gene jagn). Gene Ontology annotation, biological process: vesicle-mediated transport; endoplasmic reticulum organization. The record is from RefSeq and is a predicted model, not a curated record. The coding region runs from base 197 to 796 and encodes 199 amino acids. Gene Ontology annotation, cellular component: endoplasmic reticulum membrane. Lineage: Eukaryota; Metazoa; Arthropoda; Insecta; Diptera; Culicidae. The transcript is spliced from 3 exons.
GUCAAAGUCUCGGAUACGUGUACUAGUGUGGGGUGGCCAGUGGAUGUGAUGUUGUGAGCGAACGAGCAGUAGUGAAAGUGGUGAAAGAAUUUUCCCAGAACAGAAUCCCGCCUAGAUUUCCAACUUCAACUUUAUCAACCACUCGGCAGAACAACAAAAACUAACGCCGAUACGAGCUUAAACGAUCAACGACACGAUGGCAUCCCGUGGUGGUCCAAUGGUUAUCGGCACGGACGGAGCUGAUUUCGAGCACAGGCAGCGUGUGGCCGCACAUUACCAAAUCAGCGCACUCAACAAGGCCCGAUUAAAAUAUUGCAUUUUCUUUCACUACCUGCUUUUUUUCGUGAUGCUAGUGAAACUGUCCGCCGACGUUCUGGACCGUUUGGACAUUUUCAUUUUGGAAAUUGAAGAGCUACAGAUUCCGCAGCCCCUCUGGUGGGAGUACUUCUGGUGUUUGUCAGUGUUUCUCUCCUUUGUUGGUCUCUCUGCGGCGCGACGCAACCGGAUAAACGAUAUGAAAAAGUACAUGGUCGGUAUCAGUACGAUCGCUUUCGCACCGCUGCUGUACUGUAUCAUCUACUAUCUGAACGACGUGCUCGAGUAUCUCAGCCUGGAGGAAGGAAUUGAUUUGGAUCAGACAGACAUCUUCGUCUGGCAGGUAAUUGGUUAUCCAUAUGGCUUGCUGUGGUACGGAUUCGUUCUGCUGGCACUCCAGGUUCACUUCUUCUCACUAUACUUCGCUUGGAAUCUCGUCAAAGCCUGGAGAGCCCGUGGAACGCUCAAAAAGGAGACCUAAACGCUAACAUCGCUAACAUUAGGAGGAUUUGAGCAACAGCUGCAAACGGUAUCUAAACAUGGAUAGACAAUAUUUUUUGACUAGUGCAAUGUAUUUCGACUCUCGAUCAAAUAAUUCGUGCUUUUUCUCUACAUUGUAACCUUCUCGCAAUCCCACCACCAUAGUGUUAGGUUCGAUUCAGGAGAGGUACAAACAUUUCAAGUGUCGCUUAGCGGUAAGCAGUACUACUUAUUGGUGUUGUAGAAAUAAUGAAAUGAAACUUACAAUCCAGUUCUAUAAUUAAAAAAACGUAUUUUCAUCAUUAGUUCCACAGUCAAUUCUGCCAGCUCAUCAAGCUCUAUUCAGUAUCCUAUUUCAUCUAUCACUUCAAAACUUUAGGAGAAAGCAAAGGGAGAAACGCCCCAGACCUUUAAACACCAUGGAUACAAUCCGCGCCACACCACCAUACGAUAAAUAACUUACUUUUAAAACGAACGAAAGAAAGGCUGCCGCAGACCUUAAGUAUAAUAUACUUUUUAUCAUUUUUUUGUAGUCGGAUUUAUUCGUUGAUAGUUGAUCAACACACAUGAACUGAGACUUUCACAACUAAAGACAACAUAGAACCUGAGGAUUGUUAAGUACACAGUAAACCAGAUCGUUGUUAGUAAACUGAUAAGCGAGAAUAUAACAUAACAAAGAGCUCAAUUUAUUUGAUGUUUACAAAAUAAGCUAAGAAGAAUUACAGGAAAAUCGUUACAAAUAUUUUGAAACAAAAAAAAAGCAACAGAACGGAACUGCUAGUAGAAAACGCGAGCCUAUUAUAAACUACGGAGCUACAUUUUGAAGUGAAAUUAUUGUUAGUAAAAGAGACAGAACUGCACCUGUGAAUAACCAAUAUUUUGGGGAGAGAAAAAAGAGCAGAAGCGAUCGUGAAUCGAGACAAGGAGAAGAGACAAACCGAUAUUUAUUGUGAACACCAUUGUUAAAACAGUUUUUAUGUAAUUGCUGGAAGGAUGGAGACUUUAAAGGGGAGGACAAAUAAAGUUGUUGUGAAUGUGAAA